This is a messenger RNA of Closterium sp. Naga37s-1, 3186 nucleotides long. The record is from the annotation of a GenBank genome assembly. NCBI's taxonomy places the organism in Eukaryota, Viridiplantae, Streptophyta, Zygnematophyceae, Desmidiales, Closteriaceae.
AUGUCGAAUCUCCUCGCCAUCGACCUAAGCAACAAUAUACUCUCCGACACGAUUCCCGCGUCGCUCGGCGACUUACAACAACUUAAGUUCCUCGAGCUGAACAAUAACCAGCUCUCGGGCGAGAUUCCCGCAUCGAUUGGCAACUUAAAGCGUCUCAAGUCCAUCUCGCUGGCUCAUAAUCAGCUACAAGGGCGCGUUCCGAAGGGACUUAAUUACCUCCGCGAUAGCCCCGCCAAGUAUAAUUUCUCCGAGAACGGUUAUGGGUUCUGCGGCACGGGCUUUAAGGGGCUCGACACCUGUCCUGGCGACCCUCCAUAUGUCUCUAAGAAGUCCCCGCCUAAGGUGAAACCGCCUGUCAAACCGCCCGUCGUCAAACCGCCGGUCGUUAAGCCGCCGGUUGUGAAACCGCCGGUCGUUAAACCACCCGUCGUUAAAUCGCCUCCUAAGGUUACCCCACCAGUCGUCAAGCCCCCGCCAAAAUCACCGAAACCCUCACCGGAAAAACCCCUCCCAUCGCCUUCCAAGAGCCCCAAACCUUCCCCCUCCGCGCCUUCCGCCUCCCCGAGUAACCCCCCGCCAACUACCUCCCCUUCCCCCUCUCCCGCCAAGCCAUCUCCCCCGCCGUCCUCCCCCGCGCCUUCCGCCAACGCCCCGCCGUCGUCUCCGCCGCCCGCGGACGAUCCCCAGCCCGUGCAGCCGCUCGUUCCGCUUUCCCCGCCCCCCGGUUCCGCCACCCCCUCCGCCUCCGCGCCAGCAGACACGCUAUCCAGCGCUAGUGGUUACCACUCGGGUUACCACACGGUCGACGUGCCGCCUGUAACGGUCGUGGAGCUCCCUCCCGAGCCUGCCGUUCGCUCGGUUCGGGAACCCGAGGCUGCAGCCUCGGCAGUGAGCGCCACAGGUGCGGCAGCCGGAGCUGCGAUCGCAGGCGCGGGAAGCAAGAGCAAGGGCAGGUCAGGCAAAUCUCACUCCCCCUCUCCCAAGAAGGACGGCUCCCGGAGCAAUCCGAAUGCGGAUAAGGAGAGCGUCGGAUCGUCGCCACGCGGCGACCAGCACGAUCCAACGGCUGUUGGCGGCGCGCUAGGCUCCCGUUCGAUUGGAGGCAGCGGCAGAAGCGGCAGCGACCGCAAGACAGGCGCUGCUGCUGCUGCUAUUGGAGCAGGUGCUGCUGCCGCUGCUGCUACUGGCUCGGGAAGGAGCCCCCAGACCUCUCCACACAAGACUCGGCCGGAGAGUCCCCGAACCAGGAAGUCAGGCUCGGGAUCCGCCGAGCCAGCGGCUCGGGACGGAGGGAGGAAGGAGCGCAAGGAGCAUACCCCGCCGAAGACGGAGAGGGGGGGUGGUAACCAGUCGGGUAGGAGCCCUGAGACGAGCCCGUCACCUAAGAGACAUAAGGACGGGUCCAGCAGGAGACUGAGUAACGACGGUGGCAAUGCUGCUGCUGCUGCUGGUGCGCCGGUGUUCGAAGCUUCUCCGCCCGCCAUCCCCCCGUCCGUUCCGCGCAACCGCGACAGCACCCCCCCGCGCAUGCCCUCGUGGUCGCGCACGGGGAACCGCAACUCCCCCUCUCCCAACGGGGGUAACCACCGAUCCUCCUCCCCGAACCGAAGCUACCACGGCACGCCGCCCAAACCUGCCGAGCCUGUGCCGAUCCUCCGGGAGGAGGGGAUCCCUACAGUGGUGGAAAUCCCGGUGGAUUCUGACGAGAAUCAAAUCAGACCUGGCGGAUCGAGCCGCCCGGUGCUCAUCCCUCCUGCGGUUCCCAUCCCUCAGCUGAAAUCCAUGCCGGCGGGAGCCGCGUCGCGGAAGAAGGGGGGGAGGAAUGGGGGCGGAGCGGGGGAGGAUGACGUGUCACCCGCUCCGCCGCCGAACAACAUGCGGCGGAGUGGGUCCGGGGACGAGAGGGGGGAAGGUCGGGCGGAUGGGGGAGGUUCUGGCGCGGGGAUGGGGGUUGGCGCAACUGCUGUGACUCCAAAGUAUGGCGCGGCGGGGCGGGCGCUAAGGGUAGCGGAUUUGGAGGAGGCGGGGGGAGAGGCGGAGGGGGAGGGGGAGGAUGACGUGGUGGGGGAGCUGCGGAGCAGCAGUCGGAAGGGCGGGUACGGGGGCGGGAGGGGAAUGGGCGGAGGGGGAGGCGGGAUGGGGGGAAGAGGCGGAGUUUGGGCUCCCCCUUCAGGAGGAUCCGGAGGGGGUGCUGACGGGGCACCUGAGGCGUCAGAUGACGUGGCAGGGGAGGGUGCCAGCCUGGAGCGGUUCUUCACGGUUGCUGAGCUGUCAUUGGCCACCAAUGACUUUGGCAGGCAGUCCCAGAGAAAUGUUUUGGGUACGGGCAGAGACGGCUCGGUGUACAAGGCUCGGCUGCCUGAUGGGACGACGGUGGCAGUGAAGCGUCUUACCCAAAGAAACCUGGACCAAUCAGCACGCGAAUUCAGAUUCGAAGUCGAGUCUCUCGCCCACGCUCGGCAUCCGAACCUGGUGGCGCUGCUGGGGUGCUGCGCGGAGGAGGACGAGCGAAUGCUGGUGUACGAGUUUGUCCCCAACGGCUCUCUGGACUCGUGGCUGCAUCAGAACAGCAACAUGGAGCCCAUUGAUUGGCCCAUGCGCAUGCACAUCGCCAUUGGCUGCGCGAGAGGUCUCUCCCACCUGCACGAGGGGCUGGACAUGAAGGUGGUUCACAGGGACGUGAAGGCCAGCAACGUGCUGCUGGACGCGCAGUGGAACCCCAAGCUGGGCGACUUCGCCAUUGCUAAGGUCAUGGGCCGCGACCAGAGCCACGCCACCACCCGCGUUGUUGGGACCUUCGGAUAUGUGGCCCCGGAGUACAUGAACACGGGUCUGCUGACGGAACGAAGCGACGUGUACAGCUUUGGCGUGCUGCUCCUUGAGAUCAUCUCCGGAAGAAAGCCGAUUGACAAUGGAGCUCCUCCUGACGAGAUGGAUCUGGUGACAUGGGCCAAGAAGCUGAGCUCGCAGGAGCGGCUUGUCGAGAUUGUGGACCCGCGCCUACAAGGCAUGAUCUCUCCUGACGAUGCGGAGUAUGUCCUCGGGAUUGCCAUGCGUUGCGUGGAGACCAACGCACUUAAGCGGCCUCGUAUGACCCAGAUCGUCCACAUGCUGGAAAGUGAAGAUCCAAAACAGGUAAGGGGUUUUAUGACGGCAAUUCAUCCCAUACCCGUUCAGUUCAGCUAA